UGCAUAUAUCACCUAGAAAUUCUAGUGUCAAUGCACGUAUAGAGUUCGAUAGGAAAAGACUCACAGUGGUCAGGCGCUUCCGAACACCUCGUAACUCAGAUGUGCAUCUUAUUCACAGCGUGGUGAACCUGUGGCCGCGCCGCAGUACUGCCGUAUUUCAUUCGUUUGCGGAUACCAUGAGUCGGAUGGAAUCUAUUCAACAGUCCUCUCAAGCUCCAACAACCCUGCCUGGCGAUGUUGUCUCUGCUUUACACACGCUACAUGAAUUUGUUGCUACUGCAAUGUGCAUCCCUCCGCAGAUAAUCGUUACUUGCAGAGAUGAUAAACGUGCGUUUGGAAGAGCAGCGUUGCAGGCUAUGAGCUACAGGAAAGCAGUAGACAUGUUCAUUACCAGAUUUGCCACGAAAGAAGACUGGUGGAUAUCUGAGUAUCGGUACAAGCCCGAGGUCACGAUUUAUGGUCGAUUCUAUCGACAACAUGGCGAAGAGGAUGAUGGUAUGGUCAUCCUCGACGAGCGAGGAUGGUCCGAACUCGUUGGCAAUGUCGUGAAAAGUGACAAUCGUCUUCACGUCGCUCAAAUUCACCGUCACGACGCAAUCAUCCUCGAAAGCAUGAUCCGCGACUCCAGCUAAUAUGAUAAGGAUCGCAACGAACCGAAUAACGGUUAUCUUGGGACUUGAGUCACAUUCAAUCAGUGUAGCAGAAACGGAUAUAUAGAUUCAGUUUGGUAGUUUUGUAGCUUUCACCACUAUCUAGAAGACCAUCAUCGCCAGAUGUACAAAACAAAAGGCAUAGCGCUGCUAGCGAAAGCGAAGCUGCAGAAGUCCUUCUACGCCGAAGAAUAAUGUCCCUUCCUCAUGAGCAUAAGCGGAAGAGUGAUAAGG
Molecule: messenger RNA, 884 nt
Organism: Suillus subalutaceus
Lineage: Eukaryota; Fungi; Basidiomycota; Agaricomycetes; Boletales; Suillaceae
Exons: 3
Coding region: 177-632 (151 amino acids)
Source: RefSeq, a predicted model, not a curated record